AGAUUUCUCUCAUUCCGGGAAAAAGAAGCUAAUAUAUAAAUGGCCGUUGCUGCUUCUAGAUCUUGUUACUUCAUCUUCUUUAGUGCGGCGUCUGAUGGAGGAGAUAAACCCUAGUUCUUGUGUUGACAAUCAGAGAGACAUGGCUGAGGAAGCUAAACUUGAUGUGAAGACGUCGGCGAAGAAGAAGGACAUACGAAACUAUCUCUGCCAGUAUUGCGGAAUCAGCCGAUCGAAAAAGUAUCUCAUCACUUCACACAUCCAAUCUCAUCAUCAGAUGGAACUUGAAGAGGAAAAAGAUGAUGAAGCUUGUGAGGUUGAAGAAGAGUCUUCAAGUAAACAUACUUGUCAUGAAUGUGGUGCUGAGUUUAAGAAACCUGCUCACUUGAAGCAGCAUAUGCAGAGCCACUCUCUCGAGGAAAUAAAUGGCCUUUUGUUUAAUUCAAAAGUUCACGUUUAUGGUGUGCAGAGACCUUUUGCUUGCUAUGUGGAUGAUUGUGCUACUAGCUAUAGGAGAAAGGAUCAUCUCAAUAGGCAUCUUCUUACACAUAAAGGGAAGCUCUUUAAGUGUCCGAAGGAGAAUUGCAAGAGUGAAUUCUCAGUACAGGGCAACGUUAGUAGGCAUGUGAAGAAAUGUCAUAGUAAUGACGACAGUGAUAAGGACACUACUGGUAAGGGCGAUAGUGAUAAGGAAAAAUCUGGUAGUGCCGGUUGUGAUAAGGAAAAUGCUGGUAAUGGUGAUAGUGGUAAAGACAACACUGGUAAUGGCGAUUCUCAACCCUCUGAAUGUUCAACUGGUCAGAAGAAGCUUGUCUGCAAAGAAAUUGGUUGUGGGAAAGCCUUUAAGUAUCCUUCACAGCUGCAAAAGCAUCAGGAUUCUCAUGUGAAAUUGGACUCUGUGGAGGCUUUUUGUUCCGAGCCUGGGUGUAUGAAGUACUUUACAAACGAAGAAUGCCUCAAGGCACACAUAAGGUCCUGCCAUCAGCACAUCAACUGUGACAUAUGUGGCUCUAAGCAUUUGAAAAAGAACAUCAAGAGACAUCUACGGACCCAUGAUGAAGAUUCCUCAACAGGAGAAUUCAAGUGUGAAGUUGAGGGUUGCUCUUCAACUUUCUCAAAGGCUUCUAAUCUUCAGAAACACGUGAAAGCAGUGCAUGAGGAUUUACGUCCCUUUGUCUGCGGUUUUCCAGGUUGUGGCAUGAGAUUUGCUUACAAACAUGUCAGAAACAACCACGAGAAUUCUGGAUGUCACGUUUAUACCUGCGGUGAUUUUGUCGAAACUGAUGAAAUCUUCACCUCAAGACCGAGAGGUGGACUAAAGAGGAAGCAAGUCACAGCGGAAAUGCUGGUACGAAAGAGGGUCAUGCCUCCCCGGUUUGAUUCAGAAGAACACGAGACUUGCUAGUAGUAUGUACAAAGAAGAUCCAGAAACUGCAGACGAUAAGAGUAGUAGUAUUAGUCUCUGGUGUUUUGUGUAAAGUUCUUUUUGUUUGUGUGUUAGAAAGAAAUAUAGAACGGCAGU
Messenger RNA from Arabidopsis arenosa, 1519 nucleotides. The record is from the annotation of a GenBank genome assembly. Lineage: Eukaryota; Viridiplantae; Streptophyta; Magnoliopsida; Brassicales; Brassicaceae.